AUGGGGGAGAGGCAGUCUCUGACGAGUAGAGAUGGCAUGGGGUCCAGGGGGGAGGUAGACGAUUCUAUGGUGGAGAGGCCUCCAUCCUCGUCGUCGAUGUCUUCGCCCGGGUUGCGGCGGCAAAGGAAGUUGCGAGGCGAGCUGCAUGCGGCGGGGCGGAGCCUGCUGGCCUUCGGAGUGGGGCUGGCGCUGGCCUCCUGCUACGGCGCCACGGCGCUCUUCCUGGAAGGUGCGCCGCUGUGGACGUGUGUGUAUGGCACACUGGCCGUGGCCGGCGCCGUUGCCUUUGGAAUGGGGAUGUCCGUGCGCGUGCGCACUGCUGUCGGCCUCAUGCUGCCGUUGCUCUGCUCAGCUCAUGGGCGAAACUUCUUGCUGCUGGCAAGCACAUCAGUACUGGUGUGGGGCCCGGUGGCCAACACAAUGGAAAAUUCGGAGCGAGCCGCCGCCAGCCUGAUUUGCGCCGCCGAGCUGGCGGCUAAUCAGACGCGACAGCUAAUGAGGAAUGCAGCCACGCCCCUGAUGGGCGCGCUGGAGCAUAUCCGCCAUAUCGGCAGGAACGCCGCCACCAUGGCCACCAGAGUCAACAAACUGAUUCGCUCGCUGAGUGACGGCGUCCGCCAAAUUGCUCGCACCCUGAAGAAUAUUCUUCAUUUCCUGGUGGACAUCGGAGACGUGUGCAACGCCAAACUGGGUUUGCCGUACAGGAAGUGUCGUGCCACUUUCAUGCGAGCCCAAACCAACUGCAUCCGUCAGCUGGGCGACUUUAAGUUUAUGUGCAACAUCAUCAGCGGCUUCAUGCCCCUCUGCAAUGUGGCCAAAGUCACCACGCUGUUCUGCAGUGUCCCAAAGUACGUCUCCAGCCAACUCAAGCAGCACCUCACCGAGCCCGCCAUGGCCGCCUUCCACCAAAUGCGAAGCCAAUUCGACUUUGACCUGUCGGUGUCGGCGGACUUCAAGGCGGACGUCAACGUGAGCCGCUCGCUGCACAAGACAGCUCAGGAUAUCCUGGACCAGCUGACCCGGGAACUCAAGGUCUUUGCCAAGCUCAGAGGACCGCUGGUGUGGGCGGGGCUUGUGUUCCUCACCUGCUCCCUGAUCAGGGCAGUGUGGUACCAGCACAGGUACUUGACACACUUGAAUUUCGACAACGUUUACAUCAGCGCUCAGUUAGUAGAAUUGGACCGUCAGGUGAGCUCAGCGGGUGGGGCCUCCAUCCUGCCAAUAACGCGCAGAGAGGCACAGUUCUACAUUAGGCCACUGUCACUGCGGCUGACAAGCAGCGAGUAUCGGGCGGUGCUGCUGGGUGUGGCCUGGGUGUUAAGGCACACGCUGAUGUCGGCGGUUCUUGUGGCUCUGGACUUCUUAGUGUUCUGGCUACUGGAUCAAGUCAACCAGCAAGUCCGGGGAGGCGUGGUGGCCCGAGCUCCGGUGAUGGUGUUGGUCCAGGUGGAGGGCUCGGGCUUCGUGGCCGACGUCAUGCGCGACUUGACGGCGUCCUUCAACAUGCUGCAGGCGGGUAACGUCACGGUCAUCAGCGGCAAGUGCCUGCCGGCGCCGGCGGAACCAGAUCGCUCCGCCUGCUUCCUCUUAGGCUUCCUGUUGGGCGCCGCCCUCGUGGUGACACUCGCCGGGGGGAUAGUGCGGCGAUCACGACGCCUCAUUUGCGCUUACUUCCACCCUGACACAGAGAAGGCGCGCGUCCACUUCUUGCACCAGCAUAUCCUGGACGAGCGGCGGGCAGCGGCGAGAGCCCUGGUCAGGGCGGCAGCCAAGACGCGAGCGAGAAGGCCUGAGCCGUGCAGCCGUCUCCAGGGCCUCUUGCGACGGCUGCCAGGAGGCGUAGCUUACCUGUCUCAAAUGUGCGUUGCCUGCGGUGAGAGGGCGGGCUUUGCACCGUUCGUCUGCGACGUCUCGCAAUGUCCAGGCCUGUUUUGUAAGGCGUGCUUCAAGAGCGUGGGAAGGGUGUGUGACGUGUGCGUGCGACCGGCCAGCUUCUGGGAAGACAGCCAGGAGGAGCUCGACUCGAGCGAGGACGAGGGGAGGGACGCCCACCGGACGUGAACUCCCAUCGCCGAACCGUCAACCUGCACACAACGCUUUUUCCAAGAGAGCGAGGGUGAUGACGUCUGACCUCGCAUCGGCUUGUGCAAACAACAAA
This is a messenger RNA of Syngnathus typhle (broad-nosed pipefish), 2158 nucleotides long. RefSeq names its product DC-STAMP domain containing 2 (gene dcst2). Gene Ontology annotation, cellular component: membrane. The coding region runs from base 1 to 2061 and encodes 686 amino acids. The transcript is spliced from 15 exons. NCBI's taxonomy places the organism in Eukaryota, Metazoa, Chordata, Actinopteri, Syngnathiformes, Syngnathidae. The record is from RefSeq and is a predicted model, not a curated record.